This is a messenger RNA of Chironomus riparius, 2020 nucleotides long. The record is from the annotation of a GenBank genome assembly. NCBI's taxonomy places the organism in Eukaryota, Metazoa, Arthropoda, Insecta, Diptera, Chironomidae.
CGCAAUUCUCAGCAAAUAGGCAAUCGAUUUCGCAAGAGACUUUAUGCUUUCAUUUUUUUACAUAAAAGAAAAAUUUGUGAAUUAAAGCAUUGAGAGGUUUAUAAAUUAUAUUUUUAAUUUAUAUCAGUUUUGCGCUUCAACGCCAAUGAUUAUCUACGGAGGUGUUAUAAUAAUGUUGAUGAGAUAAUCUUGGUCUUAAUAAUUUGAACUCAUUAGCUCAGGCAGCAAACAGAAUAGCUGUUCUCAUUAAAAAUCAAAAAUCAUGUAAUUACACUAAUUUGGUCUUAAAGGAAUUAAAGAUAUCAAUCUUUAAAGGCAGAACUGUUAUGAGCAACAUCAAUAGCCACAAAGUGCUGCUUAUUGGAGCUUAUACAGAAGCGUGGUAACCUUUCGAAUCAUAUUUCAAGAUGACAUUUUACUACUAAUUGUAUUGUGCUACAGUUUCUAUACAUAUUGUGUGUAUGUAAAGUGCUUUUUAACACGUCCAUUGUGCCUCUCUUUCUCAGUCUAGCUUAGAAGCUCACAAUGUUUCAUUGAAUCAGCUUUUAUUUAUGAAAAUAAUGCUCGACAAUGAGCAUAAACAAUUGAGCUUUGUGUCAGCAAAACUAGUAGUGACCAAAAAAGUGCAAAUUAAGACAUUAAGAAAGAUUUACAAAAAAAAAAACAUAAGGUGUUUAAUCAAGGCAUUCAUUUAACGUCCAUCAGACAAUAGGAUACGUCAGUUGUACAAAUAAAGUCAAUAAAAUAUCAUCGAUAUGGGUGCAAAAGUGAUUGAAUAUGUCGAGGCAUCGCAAAUUUAUGCCACAAACUACAUCAGAAAUUCAAAGGCGAUUGCCGUGCUGUGGGCAAUAUUCACAAUAUGUUAUUCAAUUAUAGUUAUUGUCAGUUUUGUCACACCCGACUGGAUUGGAGAUUUAGAGUCUGAGACUGGAGGCAGAAUAGGCCUUUGGAAAAUCUGUGAGAGAAAUGAGAUGAGUGAUGUGUGUUUAGGGAAAUUAGAAGAAAUAUUGGAGAUGCCAUCUAUGUCAUUUCAAAUUGCAACAAUAUUUGCAGGAAUAGCAGUAUUAACAUCAUUAUUAACAAUAUUAUGCUUAGUUCUUAUGAUAUUUCUUAAGUCAACAACAGUAUUUCAUCUGUGCGGAUGGAUGCAAAUUUUAUCAGCAAUCUCAAUGAUCGUGGCCUGCGUCAGUUUUCCAUUUGGAUGGAACUCGGAUGAGUUUAGAAAGAUUUGCAGUCCUGAAGCAAACCGUUUUGAAGUGGGAUUAUGUAGCAUCAGAUGGGCUUAUGCACUAGCAAUUAUAGCCUGCAUUGAUGGAUGUAUACUUGCGACACUAGCUUUUAUAUUAGCAACGAGACACAUUAGAUUACAACCUGACCCAACCUAUUCAAGAAAUAUUGGAACUGUGAAUAAUGCAUAUAUAACGGAUGUACACUCGAUUGCUGGUUCACGCAAAUCUUUAAAUUUAAAACCCGUUUUGCUCGUAACACCGCCACAUUUACAGACAGCUGAUGAUUCCAUUUCACAAUUUUCAAGUAGAAAUGGGACUAAUCAUCGGUUCCAUAAUCCAAUGCAUCAUCAUCAUCACCAUCAUCAACAAUUUCAACUGUAGUUCAUUAAUUUCAAUUUUUGUAAAUAACUUUUUGAUUCAUCAUUAUUCAGCUAGACUGUUAAAUCAUUUGCAAUAAUUAUGUCAAUAUGCUAUAAAGUUCAAGACAAAUCUGAGUUCUUUAUGGACGACUAUUAAAGUGAAAGUUUUCAGAUAUCCAAUAUUUUACAAUGUAGCACUAAAAGUAUUAGCAACUUUAUACUGCAAAGGAUGUGAGAAUCUAGGCUAGCGCCAGACUUCCUCAAUCUAGUGCCUCUAAUGUACAUAACCGUCUCAUGCACAAAACAUUUACAUACUUUAAAAUCCCCAAAAAAAAAAUCUUACAUACUCAUUUGUGAUUAAAUCAUUGAUCCUAUCUGUAUUAUGGAAUGUUAAGCAUAAAAAUCAUAAUAAAUAAAGCAACAUAUUUUCAA